AUGGUGGUGGCAGGAGCUACUAUGGCCGUGCUUCAGAGAGCAUGGACAGCCAGCACCGACUUGUUUCUGGGUUUGCUUCCAGUUCACAUCCUAAUGGUAGUGAUCCUGGUAUCUGGCAUGGCCAUGCUGUGGCGGGUUAGCCGGGCACGGGACGUGUACCUGGUGGACUACGGCUGCUUCCUGGGUGAGCCACGUUACAGGAUCCCCUCGGCGAUGGCCCUGGAGCACGCACGCCUCAUGACCGACCUCAUCGAGGAGGAGAGCGCUGACUUCAUGGCUCGGCUGCAUGAGCGCUCCGGGAUCGGCGAGGAGACGAGCGUGCCCAAUUCUUACCGCUAUAUGCCCCCCAAGCGCGGCGUGGAGGCUUCCCGGGAGGAAGCCGAGCUGGUCAUCUUCUCCGCCGUCGACAAGGUGCUGGCAAGGACGACGGUGAAUCCCGAGGACAUCGACACACUCAUCAUCGCCUGUAGCUUCACCACGCUGACACCGGUGUUCGCCGACGUGGUCGUCAACAAGUACAAGCUCCGCGCGGACGUGCAGAGCGUGAACCUGUCCGGGAUGGGGUGCAGCGGGGCGCUCAUCUGCGUCGGCCUCGCCGAGAAACUCCUGCAGGCUGCACCACCAGGGAAGCACAAGCACGUGCUGAUCAUAGCCACCGAGAUCCUGUCGUCGAUGAUGUACCACGGCACCAAGCGCGAGAUGCUUGUGCCCAAUGUGCUCUUCCGCAUGGGCGCCGCCGCCAUGAUCAUGACCAACUCACCGGAACGCGCGCGGUUCCGGCUCGGUCCGAUCGUGCGCACGCUGACCGCUGCCCGGGACAGCGACUACCGAUGCGCAUUCCAGGAGGAGGACGACAAGGGGAUCACGGGCAUCAACCUCUCCAAGGAACUUCCCGUCGUUGCUGCGAACGCGCUCAAGAGUCACAUUGUCACCUUCUGUCCCCGGGCCCUGCCUGCCUCGGAGCUUCUCCGGGUCGCCUUCUCCCUCGUCAAGCAGUACGUGUUCCCGCUCCCGGGCGCGCGUGGGCGUGCGGAGAAGGGCGCGCGGCCGGCCUUCAACAAGGUGUUCCAGCACCGGUUCGGGAACAAGGGCGGCGGGCGCAGGGUGCUCCAGGAGGUGCAGCAUGGCCUCGGCCUCUCUGACCGUGACAUGGAGGCGUCGCACAUGACGCUGCACCGGUUCGGGAACAUGGCCAGCAGCUCGUUGCUGUACGAGCUGGCCUACAUCGAGGCCAAGGGCCGGAUGACCGAGGGUGACCGGGUGUGCAUGAUCUCCUUCAGCCCCGGCAUAGACUGCAGCAGCGUCGUAUGGGAGUGCAUCAACCCGGCGGCGGCAGAUCCCAACGGACCCUGGGCCGCCUGUAUCCACCGCUACCCUGUGCAGGUCAAGACGACCUAA
This is a messenger RNA of Triticum turgidum subsp. durum (durum wheat), 1398 nucleotides long. The record is from the annotation of a GenBank genome assembly. NCBI's taxonomy places the organism in Eukaryota, Viridiplantae, Streptophyta, Magnoliopsida, Poales, Poaceae.